GUCAAGUCUUAUGUGAAACAAGGAAGCCUGCGUUGUUCAUUACUCGUUAGCACAAUGCCCAUCAAAGAAUCCAAAAACAAAAAAAGCCUUCUUUUAGCUUCUGAUAGCCGUUAUAGCGGUGUUGAGCUCUGAUCUAUCCCAUGAAUGCUACUGCUAUAUUGAAAAAAGAUAUCCCAUGAAUACCGCUGUUGCUCCCGUAGCUAGCUUCUAAUAAAUUCCCUCUUUCAACCGGAAAAAAAAAAAAAAGAUAAAUAAAUAAAUACGUGUUCGAUCUCUAAGGUCGCAAGCGGCAAGCUCCACCUCAACCAGGAAAACCUUGUGAGUCUGUGACAUCCCUAAAAGGGGGGAAAAAAGAGAGGACAAAUCCAUGCGCAGAAUCUGAUAAAAAACGAGAACAAGCACAGGCUUGAAGCUUCUCAGUACCACCCCUCUAUCAGAGCGUCUCUCUAUUUUCGAACUGAGAAUCCCUCGACCAAAUCUUGGGGCUAUGAGGAAGAGGGAGAGAGAAAACCCUUGUGGGGUUUGUGGCCACUAUCAUAAAUAUGAAGAAGGAGAGGUCUGCGGGGUUUGUGGCCACCGGAUUCCGGCUCCAUCAGAGAAAACAUCGAUUCAAGUUAGUGCCUUUCCAUCGGAGAUCUUGCCCGAGUUCUUAUAUCUUGGUAGCUAUGAUAACGCAUCGCGUUCGGAGCUUCUCAAGUCUCAGGGAAUCUCUCGUGUUCUCAAUACGGUACCUGCUUGUCAAAACCUCUACAAGAAUUCAUUCACCUAUCACUGCCUCCAAGAUGAGAAAACUUUGCCUUUUGAUGAUGCAAAUCAAUUUUUAGAGCAAUGUGAAAGGGAUAAAGCUCGUGUUCUGGUGCACUGCAUGUCCGGAAAAAAUAGGUCACCGGCUAUUGUAAUAGCUUACUUGAUGAAGUCCAAAGGAUGGAGACUUGCCCAAAGUUACCAGUGGGUGAAAGAGCGGAGACCAUCUGUUGAACUAUCUGAAGCUGUCUACCAGCAACUUCAAGAGUAUGAGCAGAAGCUCUUUGGAUCAUUUGGUACAGGCAACCUUGUCCCACCAGUCUUUGAACCUGCAGGAGUGCCUUUGUUUAACUUCGGCUUCCCAAAGAUUAAUGAUCCAGUUCCCAUUCCCGCUUUCAGCAAUGUUGGUGCUACCUCUAUUUUCGCCCGUCCUCCUUUAGACAUUCCUCCACAUGAAUUUACUUUUGGAGCAGGCCUGAUUCAGAAGAAUAAUGAUAGUACACUGAACCCAAAUGGGAGUGAUAUUCAAAUGGAAGGUUCUUGAUUUUCCUUUGUUUAUAUCCUCUGCGAGAUCAACCCUUGGUCAGAAGUUAAAUCAGUCCUGACAUAUGAGUUUCUUUUUAACACAUAUGGAUGUAAAGUGAGUAGAAUACUCGGGGCAUUUUGGUUUGUAAGAUUUGACAUGUUCGUAAGUUCUGUGUGCCUUGUCUUCUCCUGUCUAAUGUUCAAAGUUGCAACAAUCUUGUCUCUUUCCUAAUAUCAUACAAGUGAUUCAAUAGAA
This is a messenger RNA of Juglans microcarpa x Juglans regia, 1525 nucleotides long. Its product is annotated as protein-tyrosine-phosphatase IBR5-like. The record is from RefSeq and is a predicted model, not a curated record. Gene Ontology annotation, biological process: auxin-activated signaling pathway; abscisic acid-activated signaling pathway; protein dephosphorylation. Gene Ontology annotation, molecular function: protein tyrosine/serine/threonine phosphatase activity; MAP kinase phosphatase activity. Gene Ontology annotation, cellular component: nucleus. Bases 488 to 1288 code for a protein of 266 amino acids. The transcript has 6 exons. Lineage: Eukaryota; Viridiplantae; Streptophyta; Magnoliopsida; Fagales; Juglandaceae.